UUUUGGGUGGUGGGUACGUGGAGAAGAUGCGGUCCAUCCAGCUGUCCCUCGGAAUGCUAGCCAUCUUGACCAUGACUGUGUAUGUCCCAUCUACACAUGGAGUGCCUUUUUUCCUACUAGGUAAGCUGGAAUACAGGCUAGAUGACACAGAUAACCGAGUGCUUCCGGAGAGAGAAGAUACAAAUCACAAGGACACACUGCUUCCUCUGCUUAAUAAGAAGUUUGCAUGGAGGACACCAGGAAAUUUUGACUGGGAGCUGGCAAAGAAAUUUGACGACUUUGAACAGCUGUUGAAGUUUAAGGAUCAGCUCUCAGCUGAGGAAGGGUCAGAGAUGGCCGAUGCCUUGGAAAGUCUCUCAGCAUCCCAGCCCAAAAAACGUGCCUGCUUUUGGAAAUACUGCAUCUGA
This is a messenger RNA of Centrocercus urophasianus (Greater sage-grouse), 407 nucleotides long. RefSeq names its product urotensin 2B (gene UTS2B). The transcript is spliced from 5 exons. Gene Ontology annotation, molecular function: hormone activity. Bases 27 to 407 code for a protein of 126 amino acids. Gene Ontology annotation, cellular component: extracellular region. NCBI's taxonomy places the organism in Eukaryota, Metazoa, Chordata, Aves, Galliformes, Phasianidae. The record is from RefSeq and is a predicted model, not a curated record. Gene Ontology annotation, biological process: regulation of blood pressure; blood vessel diameter maintenance.